Messenger RNA from Mastomys coucha (southern multimammate mouse), 3946 nucleotides. It is a transcript of the gene Rcbtb1, whose product is annotated as RCC1 and BTB domain containing protein 1. The transcript is spliced from 13 exons. Gene Ontology annotation, molecular function: protein binding. The record is from RefSeq and is a predicted model, not a curated record. Bases 454 to 2097 code for a protein of 547 amino acids. NCBI's taxonomy places the organism in Eukaryota, Metazoa, Chordata, Mammalia, Rodentia, Muridae.
ACGUGAUCGGUGGUCCUGGCGCUGGCGCUCGUACCCGGGCUGUCGGGGAGGAGCCGGCAUCGGCGGCGGCGGCGCGGAGGAGUCAGGACCUGCCCGGCGGCCCAGGCAGGUAGAGCGCUGCAGGGCGGAGGUGUGGCCGAGCGGCCGAGCUGGGCCAGUGGGGCUGGGCUUUGCUCGGAGGCUGCGGAGUCCGCGCCCUUCCGAGGGCCGUGCGCACCGGGCGCGUUCGCGACUCUCCGGCGACGCGCACUCCGCGAACCCGCGGCGUCUGUGGUGCGGGAACUUCUCCCCCAGGUAUGCGGCGAGCGGAGGAAAUGGCGUUGCCCUCGGCCUGCCUCUGAGGAACCGCGCCGCCCGCCCGCCCGAACUGGACAGGAGCACCAAGCCCGCAGGAAAAGGCCUGGUUUUGAAAGUUACAGAAGGAUUUGACACUGUGAGUGAUCCAUUUCACUAAUGCAGAGAUGUCAGCUUAUUUAUAAGGAAUCGUCCAAAGCUAUAGUCAUGGUGGAUGUAGGAAAGUGGCCAAUCUUCACCCUGCUCUCACCCCAGGAAACUGGAUCUAUUAGGAAAGCAUGUGUCUUUGGUACCUCAGCCAAUGAAGCGAUCUAUGUCACUGACAAUGAUGAGGUCUUCGUGUUUGGACUGAACUAUAGUAAUUGUCUAGGAACUGGAGAUAACCAGAGCACUCUGGUGCCCAAGAAACUAGAAGCUUUGUGUGGAAAAAAGAUCAAAAGCCUUAGUUACGGGAGUGGCCCCCAUGUCCUCCUCACCACUGAAGAUGGAGUCGUCUAUGCCUGGGGCCAUAAUGGAUACAGCCAGCUGGGGAAUGGGACCACCAACCAAGGCAUUGCUCCUGUCCAAGUCUGUACUAAUCUCUUGAUCAAGCAGGUGGUUGAAGUAGCUUGUGGUUCACAUCAUUCGAUGGCUUUAGCAGCUGAUGGAGAGUUGUUUGCUUGGGGCUAUAACAACUGUGGUCAGGUGGGAUCAGGAUCUACAGCAAACCAGCCAACUCCUCGGAAGGUUACAAACUGCUUACAUACCAAGAGAGUGGUCAGCAUUGCCUGUGGGCAGACCUCAUCCAUGGCUGUUCUGGACAGUGGUGAGGUGUAUGGCUGGGGCUACAAUGGCAAUGGACAGCUGGGCUUGGGAAACAAUGGCAACCAGUUGACCCCAGUGAGAGUGGCAGCUCUGCACGGCAUGUGUGUGAACCAGAUUGUCUGUGGUUACGCACAUACACUAGCACUCACAGAUGAGGGCUUGCUCUAUGCCUGGGGAGCUAACACAUAUGGGCAGCUGGGAACUGGAAGUAAAAAUAACCUGCUGAGCCCAACACAAAUCAUGGUGGAAAAAGAAAGGGUUAUAGAGAUUGCAGCUUGUCACUCUACCCACACAUCUGCUGCCAAGACUCAGGGUGGGCAUGUGUACAUGUGGGGCCAGUGCCGGGGCCAGUCAGUGAUCCUUCCACACCUCACUCACUUCUCCUGCACCGAUGACGUAUUUGCCUGCUUUGGCACCCCGGCUGUCUCAUGGCGCCUCCUGUCUGUAGAGCAUGAAGACUUUUUAACAGUUGCAGAGUCACUGAAGAAAGAAUUUGAUAGUCCAGAAACUGCUGAUCUAAAGUUUCGAAUUGAUGGAAAAUAUAUUCAUGUCCAUAAAGCUGUUUUGAAAAUCAGGUGUGAGCAUUUUCGGUCCAUGUUUCAGUCCUAUUGGAAUGAGGACAUGAAGGAGGUGAUAGAGAUAGACCAAUUUUCUUACCCUGUGUACCGCGCCUUUCUCCAGUACCUCUACACAGACACAGUGGACCUGCCACCUGAGGAUGCUAUAGGCCUUUUGGACUUGGCAACAUCGUACUGUGAGAACAGACUGAAGAGGCUUUGUCAGCACAUCAUCAAGCGAGGAAUUACUGUGGAGAACGCCUUUUCCUUGUUCUCUGCUGCAGUCAGAUACGACGCAGAGGAUUUAGAAGAAUUCUGCUUUAAGUUUUGCAUCAAUCAUUUGACAGAAGUUACCCAGACUGCGGCGUUCUGGCAAAUGGAUGGUCCCCUGCUAAAGGAGUUCAUUGCUAAAGCCAGUAAAUGUGGAGCCUUUAAGAAUUGAAGCCAAGGCUGCCUGGCUAGGUGUGAGAGCUCUGGGGCACUGUGGGUGAGGUGAUUCUUCAGGUAAAAGACCACAUCAGAGACAGUGCUCUGUAGGAAUAUAUGAAGGAUAUUUGCUUCUUGUGAGUCUGUCUUUUACAACUCUUGUUUUAGAUAUGUAUAUUUGACAUGUGUCUUUCUUACAUUUGACUGAACAUUGGGAAAGGAUGAAAGUUUACGUACUUUUGUUCUUUUAAUUUUAAUGAGAAGACUUUUUAAACUUGUAUUAAGAAAGUCAGUAAAAUAUCCCUGGACUUUGGCCACAAGCCUUUCCACAUGUCCUGUGGAGGACAGGCCCUACCCAGUGAUCACUGAGUGCUGCUCACUGUCACCAAACUCCUGUGUGGACAUCAGCACUAUGGCAGUCUCUUAAGGGAUAUUCUUAGUAUGCAUUAAGCCCACUUAAACAGUCAAGAAGGAUUUAGUUUGCUGAGAUGCUCUUAAGGGACAGGCACCUAGGGCUGGAAAGAUGGCUCAGCGGGUAAAGGCUCAAUCCCCAGGAUCCACAUGUGGAAAGAGAGAACCAACAAACAAGCUGUCCUCUUACCGCUACACUGGUACCAUAGCUACACACAAGUACACAAUAAAGGAGAAAGAAUAAGAAAUAAAAUAUUUAGAUAUCUAUAGAGAAGUAACUGGAAAUACCUGUGAGAAGCUGAUGGUUAAGGAGCUUUGCCUGGGAGAGGAGAGUGUUACAGAAAUUAGAGUCCCCCCUGAUUACCAACAGUGCUUCACUAGGGUUGUGUUUCAGAACAGGAUGCACACUGCCCUCGCCCUCUCUCUAUAAUCACUCACAAAUGCAUUCUACAUGGCUGCUCUUUUCUGACUUGAUGUGAUCGUUAAAACCAUCCUUCUUACAAGACUCCAUAGAAUGCUCACUGUUUUUGGUGGUAGGAGGUGUCUGGGCCAAAUUCCAUCAAAACUUAAUUGAAGCUUCACCUUCACCUCUCCAGUUUGGUUUUUCUUUUUUUUCUAUAAUUGCAUUACAAAUACAUUUGUCAUAUGUUAAGUUAGGGCUCCCUAGUCAUGCUUUUCCUGAGAAGGUCAUUUGUAAAAGACCAGAUCAGGGUGGAUGGUGACUGAGGCACCAAAGACAGACAGGCAUGUUGACAGACGAGAUAAAUAGGAACUAGAGCUCAAAGCCCCUCUGCCUGAUCAUGUCCCAGCUGUUGCCUGGUGCCUUGGUAAGUGACAACUGCCUCUUCACGGACAGUUUUCCUGGGCAGGAUGAUGAGUGGACGUUAAUUUGAAUUGCUGUAGUAGAUCAUCUAUAGAACCACACAGUCCUGUAGACUUAGGGCCCCGAAGCAGAAACUUUAGAACAUUUACUGGUGGUCUUACUUGAAAAACAUAGCCACAAAAAAGCACAAAUUACAGCUGCAAAUUCGCACCCAUAGACAGUUCACCUGACAAAACAUGCUGAGUUCCUGGUCCAGCUGAAGACACACUGUUAGCUUGCUGAGCCGCUACAGUGUGUGUGUGUGUGUGUGUGUGUAUGUGUGUGUGUGUGUGUGUGUGUGUGUGUGGUAGGUAGUGAAAGAAAAGUCCUUUAAAAAGGGUUUGCAAUUUUUUUUUAAAUGCAAUCUUUUUAUUUUUCUACUUGGUUUUGGUUAUAAUCAUAGAAGACAAAAAACUAUUCUUGAAAUUAAUGUUUUCUUCUGAUAUAAUAAUGGAAGCCAGAGAAGUCACAUUUCUUAAAAGAGCCCAAAUUGUAUCCUUAAUGUUACUGGAACCAAUUUUUAUACUUCAGUAAUUAGGAUGCAUUUAUGUAAUUUCUUGAAUGACAUGCUAAUAAACAAUCUCUUAAGGCA